AUAAAUUUGACAAAUGUCUAAAAGAAAUAUAGUAUCUUCUGUGUAAUAUCUUCUUCCGUGCACGUGUGAUUUAUUGUUUAGUCAAUUUAAAUAUCACUCUAAGUAAGAACUGUUAGACAAAACACUCGUAGCAUAAUUGUAUAUUUCAAUAUAUCACAGCCAUACAUUUUUAUAUUCUUUCAGGUGAUUCAGCUUACCCACAGAGGCAAACACUACUGAUGGAUGCACUGACUUUUGGAUGCACCUGUAGGAUCUCCAGAAGCUCGUUAUACCGCUUUACAAGUUCGAGCCCGCAACUGUAUAGAGCGGUGUUUUGGGCGACUAAAAAUCAGUUGGUAGUGUUUGUCGUCAAUGGAGAAACUGCACUACAAGCCAGCAGCGGCAGCUAAGAUCGUUAAAACGUGUUGUGUGCUUGACAAUAUAGCUAACAAAGCGAAUUGUGAACUGCCUCCGCUGAACCGACACGAAGAACAGGAGCAGCAGCAGGAGCAGAGAUUAGCGGCGGAGUUUGACGCCCGUCAGCAGAAUGCUGUUAUUUAUUUGGCAAUGGCUCCUGACAGGUGUUGGCUAAACAAAGAGCUGCAGCUGGGUCGCGCUGCUCGUCAAGCGCUUGUCCGGCAGUUAGCAAAUUAUGAAUGCGGAGCACCUUGCUACUACUAAAAUGGAGAACCCGGACCUGUUAGCGACAUGGAACUGACCAGGACCGUCGUGGGCUCCUCAUGUG
Molecule: messenger RNA, 724 nt
Organism: Leguminivora glycinivorella
Lineage: Eukaryota; Metazoa; Arthropoda; Insecta; Lepidoptera; Tortricidae
Exons: 2
Coding region: 352-660 (102 amino acids)
Source: RefSeq, a predicted model, not a curated record